Molecule: messenger RNA, 735 nt
Organism: Lachnellula hyalina
Lineage: Eukaryota; Fungi; Ascomycota; Leotiomycetes; Helotiales; Lachnaceae
Product: Extracellular serine-rich protein
Exons: 2
Coding region: 1-735 (244 amino acids)
Source: RefSeq, a predicted model, not a curated record
AUGCAGUUCUCCAAGCUUCACCUAGUAUUGUCGCUACUUCCUUCUACACUUGCUCAAUACGGCGGAGGGAGUGGUUCUUCAAGUACAUCUGUAGCCUCCGCCUCCGCCCCGACGACCUCUUCAUUCACGCCAUCAAACGUGAAAAUCAUCGACGUCGGCGAAAACGGUCUUACAUUCUCACCCAACACCACCACAGCAGAUAUAGGAGACACCAUCGAAUUCCACUUCUACCCAGCCCAACACUCCGUCGCCCAAUCAUCCUUCGACUCCCCCUGCGUGCCCCUGAACAACGGAACCGGCUUCUGGAGCGGCGGCUUCUCAACAGACAGCGGAGAAAACAACAACGUCUUUUCUGUCCUCAUCAAUGACACAAACCCUAUCUGGUUCUACUGCGCAGCUCCUACGCAUUGCCAGAAUGGCAUGGCAGGCGUCAUCAACCCCCCUACCGGAACUCCAAGUAACAGAUCGACUAGAACCGAUGCCUCAACCUCCCUAACGAACUACAUCGCAGCAGCUAAGGACGUUCCAACCUCCAAAGGCGGCACCGCAGUAUCAGGCGGGACGGUCGGCCCCGCCAAACCAGCAACGACGGGAUCGGGAACACCUACGACUUCAGGCAGCGCUAAGCCUAGUGCCUCGAAGAGCGCGGGCGUUGAAGCAAGAGGUGAGGCUCAAUGGCUUGUAGCUGCUUUCGGUAGUGUGGUGGCUGUUGGGAUGGGGGCUUUGAUGAUCUGA